Venturia canescens is the source of this 1185-nucleotide messenger RNA. RefSeq names its product carnitine/acylcarnitine carrier protein colt, mitochondrial (gene colt). Gene Ontology annotation, cellular component: mitochondrial envelope. The record is from RefSeq and is a predicted model, not a curated record. Gene Ontology annotation, molecular function: O-acyl-L-carnitine transmembrane transporter activity. Gene Ontology annotation, biological process: carnitine transmembrane transport; mitochondrial transport. Lineage: Eukaryota; Metazoa; Arthropoda; Insecta; Hymenoptera; Ichneumonidae. The transcript has 5 exons. Bases 186 to 1070 code for a protein of 294 amino acids.
UCAUCACCGCUUCUAUUCUGUUCAUUCUAUUUUUUUCAAUGACGAUUAGCACAAUACUUGUUGUCAAUUUGUAGUUCUCAUUUUUACGGAGCGUUCAGUAGUAAUCCUUAGUUUUUUAAUAUACAAUUGUUCAUGUUAUUUUUAAAUUAUUUCAAUAUCAAAUAAGUUAUUAACAAUUCACGAAAAUGUCCGAAAACGCAAGUCCAAUAAAAUAUUUUUUAAGUGGAGGUUUUGGCGGUAUAUGCACAGUAAUAGCAGGCCAUCCUUUGGAUACUAUAAAGGUUCGUUUACAGACAGUUAGUAAAACUGGAGCACACGAUGCUCCUCUCUAUAAAGGUACUUGGGACUGUGCCAAAAAAACAGUGGCUAAAGAAGGAGUUCGAGGUCUCUACAAAGGUAUGGGAGCUCCACUUACCGGUGUUGCACCAAUAUUUGCAUUGAGCUUUUUUGGUUUUGGCCUCGGGAAAAAGUUACAGCAAAAAUCACCUGAGGACCGAUUGACAGCGUCACAACUCUUCUAUGCUGGAGCAUUUAGUGGUGUACUAUCUGCUGUUAUAAUGGCCCCAGGGGAGCGGAUCAAGUGCCUUUUACAAAUACAACAUGCUGAUGCUGUUGCAAAAUACAAAGGGCCAGUAGAUUGUGUAAAACAGUUAUACAAAGCCGGAGGCAUCAGGAGUAUCUAUAAAGGAACUUAUGCAACAUUACUUAGAGAUAUGCCUGCUAGCGGUAUGUAUUUUAUGACGUACGAAUAUCUACAACGACUGAUGACGAAGGAUGGAGAAAAACUAGGUUUACUAUCAACGAUUUUAGCCGGUGGUUGUGCCGGAAUUGCCAAUUGGAUCGUUGGAAUGCCACCUGAUGUUUUAAAAAGUCGGCUCCAAACUGCACCUGAAGGAACGUACAGCGGUUUGAGAGACGUAUUUUCUCAUUUAAUGAAGGAAGAAGGUCCACGUGCACUUUACAAAGGAGUCGUGCCCGUUAUGCUACGAGCUUUUCCAGCAAAUGCAGCUUGUUUCCUUGGUUUCGAAUUAGCUAUCAAAAUACUGGAUUGGGCAGCUCCAAAUAUGUAAUAUUCACCCCUCAUCACUCCAUUUACAGAUAAUUGCAAUAUAUUUGUAUUCUUUUUAUAUACAUUGUAUAGAUUUUUUUAUUAUUGUUGAAAUAGAUUAUUUUAUUGUAUUUUUA